This is a messenger RNA of Zonotrichia leucophrys gambelii, 911 nucleotides long. RefSeq names its product p53 apoptosis effector related to PMP-22-like. Lineage: Eukaryota; Metazoa; Chordata; Aves; Passeriformes; Passerellidae. Gene Ontology annotation, cellular component: membrane; cell-cell junction. Gene Ontology annotation, biological process: cell-cell adhesion. The record is from RefSeq and is a predicted model, not a curated record. The transcript is spliced from 3 exons. The coding region runs from base 342 to 911 and encodes 189 amino acids.
AGUGUUAAAUGCUGAGGGUAAACAUCUCCUGAUUCGUUACCUAGUCAGCAGGGCAGAGAAGAUCUCACAGAUAAACCCAGCCUCGAAGCUUCUCCCCAGCUCAACUGGUUAUUGCUCAGUGGCAGCUCUUACUCAUCUGAAUCUAGGUGGAGCUCCUUCCCUCCCUCUAUCCCUCCCUCCCUCCCUCUCUGCUGUGUCUGUCCUGGCUGAAAAGCCUUGCCCCAACAUCUGCCCAGGCGUUCUCAGGUGCCGGCAGCGCCUUUCCAGGAGCUGAGCAGAGGCGGCCGUCGCUCCCAGCCUGAGGCAGAGAGGCCUUGUCCCGCCAGCGCCUGCCCCCAGCCAUGGUGAAGUACGGCCUGGACUACACGCGCUGCAGAUGGAUCCUGCCCCUGCUCCUGGGCAUCGGGGUCAUCUUCGGCAUCAUCGCUCUGGCGGGCUGGGGCUGGCUGGAGUCGCAGACCCUGCCCUACGUGCUGCAAGCGUCGCUCUGGCAGAUCUGCAGGAGGGGUGACCAGGGUGGGGAAUGGAGCUGCGAGUCCCUCAUGGGCUACGCCUGGGGAAGAGCUGCUGCUGCCACAUACCUGGUUGGCUUUCUACUUCUGGUCAUCUGUUUUGCACUGGCCAUCAUAGCGUUUGCCAUCGACACGCUUCGGUUCAACUUCAUCCGUGGCAUCGGAGGCUUGCUGUUCGUGGCUGCUGUGUUCUCCAUCAUGGGCCUGGUCAUUUACCCAGUAAAGUUCUCAUCUGAAAUUGAGAUGACAGGAGUCAAUAUGUUCAGCUGGGCCUACGGCUUUGGCUGGACCACCGCCAUUAUGGAAAUAUGCUUGGGAUUCUUCUUCUGCUGCCUUCCUAACUAUGAAGAUCAGAUCCUGGGUAAUGUCAAGCCCACGUAUUUUUACUCUUCCCCAUAA